CUCUCUCUCUCUCUCUCUAAGCAGCAGCUUCGUCUUCGUCUUCGUCUUCUUCUGCAACUGCGAUUCUGCGGUUCUGCAGCGAGAGAGCUGGAGAGAUUGAUAGAGGGCGUGAGCGGAGAUGAACGGCGGCGAGGCGGCUGGGAUAAUGGAGGCGCAGUACAUACAGAGGCACCACCGCCACGACCCCCGCCCCAACCAGUGCACGUCCGCUCUCUUCAAGCACGUCAAGGCUCCCGUCAAUUUGGUGUGGUCUCUGGUGAGGAGAUUCGAUCAGCCCCAGAAGUACAAGCCGUUCGUUAGCCGAUGCGUUAUGAGAGGAGGCGAGCUCGGGAUCGGAAGCGUGCGAGAAGUUAAUGUUAAGUCCGGUCUUCCCGCCACCACUAGCACGGAGAGGUUGGAGCUCCUGGAUGAUGAGGAGCACAUUCUUGGCGUUCGGAUUGUUGGCGGCGAUCACAGGCUAAGGAAUUAUUCAUCAAUAAUGACAGUCCAUCCAGAGGUCAUCGAUGGGAGACCAGGGACGCUGGUAAUUGAAUCUUUUGUGGUAGAUGUGCCUGAAGGGAACACCAGGGAUGAGACGUGCUACUUUGUUGAGGCCUUGAUCAGGUGCAAUCUGAAAUCUCUGGCUGAUGUCUCAGAGAGGAUGGCUGUGCAGGACCGGACGGAACCCAUUGAUCGGUUUUGAACAGGGUGGCUACUGCUGCGGUGUUGGAGAGUUUAGAUCCUAAGAACUCCCUAAUGUUGAGCCAUCCAUUCAUGUUGUCGGAAGUUUCGGUUGCAUCGAUGGCUGCGAUAUCAGUCUUUUGGAAAUAGUUAUGCUAUUCACGAGCUUGUGCUUGCCAGUCUGUUCUUCUCACUUUGCAAUUAUCUGCAAAGUAGAGUCCUACAAAGGCUUCUGUAUGCAUUUGUUGAAUGGAGUGGAUGGUUCCUUUUUGCCCCGAAUAUUACUAGGUUUUUUGUUCUGUGAUGCUUAUGCAAUGGUAUGUAAAUAUCAAUAACAGAUGCUCUUAUUUCUGUGGGAAUAUGUAAUUUCGCAACCUUUAGGUCAGGAGGACCCAGUCCUUCGUACGAGGCUGUGAUACUUUAUGCUAGCUUGUAAAUAUUAUGGACAUGUUUUGGUUA
Messenger RNA from Syzygium oleosum, 1119 nucleotides. RefSeq names its product abscisic acid receptor PYL3. The coding region runs from base 119 to 682 and encodes 187 amino acids. Lineage: Eukaryota; Viridiplantae; Streptophyta; Magnoliopsida; Myrtales; Myrtaceae. Gene Ontology annotation, biological process: abscisic acid-activated signaling pathway. Gene Ontology annotation, cellular component: nucleus; cytoplasm. The transcript has 3 exons. Gene Ontology annotation, molecular function: abscisic acid binding; signaling receptor activity; protein phosphatase inhibitor activity. The record is from RefSeq and is a predicted model, not a curated record.